AUGGCCGUGGUCCCGCUGCGGCUGGCAGGCCUGGCCCUACUGGGCCUGGUCCUGGCUCUCACCGCUGCGCACAAACCCGUACCCAACACGCUCUUUGGCAGCUGGUACUUUGAGUUUAAUGGCGCUGCUGGUAAUGGCACCAUGACCGAUGCCGUCAAAUACCUCAAUUACGUGGUGCUCUCCUUUGUCAACCCAGCCAAUUUGGAGGACUUUCCCGCCAUCUUCCUGCAGAUGAUGCCCACCCUCAACACCUCCCACCUACUUCUUGUCAGCAUUGGCGGCCAGACCUGGGACAACAACACACAUCCCCAUCUUCUUUCUGACACCCUAACCAUUGCCCCCGCUCCCUUCUCUCCCCCCCUCGAUCGUAGGUAUGGCAUUGAUGGCAUCGACAUUGACGCUGAGGGCCCAGCCUUGACAACCUACCCCGCCGAGAACUUGGUCGCGUUUGCUCAAGCCAUCAAAACCAACGCCCCUGACUUUUUGAUCACCCUCGAUGUGUAUGGCUGGCCCGGUUCGAACACGCUCAACACCAACUACAUGAUCAAUAAUCAUCUCAACGGUGCUGGCCCGCGACUCAUUGAUUGGAUCCACAUUAUGGCCUACGCGGGUGAGCUCGACGACAAGACAUACAUCUCCUACUACACUGACGCGAGCAAGAGCACUUACCUGCUACAACACGGCUCGACCUGCAGUCCCAAUGGAGCCAUCAACCCAGGCGUGCCCAUGGAUUCCGUCGUCAUUGGCAUGAAGGCUGCGGCCGGCUUCAGCUCGUGUAACCCUCCAGACUACUCGGACAUGGUAGACUACGUCAAGACAAACGGCAUGAAGGGCGUGAGCUUAUGGGCCUUUGCCAACAGCAACGGCAACAUCACGCUGCCUUGGUUCAACGACACUUGUGUCUCUGGUUACUCAACCCUCUGCCAGGGUCUGGUAGAUAACUGCAUGUAUUGA
This is a messenger RNA of Monosiga brevicollis MX1, 954 nucleotides long. RefSeq lists its product as uncharacterized. Gene Ontology annotation, biological process: carbohydrate metabolic process. The transcript has 10 exons. The coding region runs from base 1 to 954 and encodes 317 amino acids. NCBI's taxonomy places the organism in Eukaryota, Choanoflagellata, Craspedida, Salpingoecidae. Gene Ontology annotation, molecular function: hydrolase activity, hydrolyzing O-glycosyl compounds. The record is from RefSeq and is a predicted model, not a curated record.